This is a messenger RNA of Penicillium odoratum, 1515 nucleotides long. RefSeq names its product histone methyltransferase DOT1 (gene dot1). The transcript is spliced from 2 exons. Gene Ontology annotation, cellular component: nucleosome; nucleus. Gene Ontology annotation, biological process: regulation of transcription regulatory region DNA binding; subtelomeric heterochromatin formation; DNA repair. Gene Ontology annotation, molecular function: histone binding; histone H3K79 methyltransferase activity. The record is from RefSeq and is a predicted model, not a curated record. Lineage: Eukaryota; Fungi; Ascomycota; Eurotiomycetes; Eurotiales; Aspergillaceae. The coding region runs from base 1 to 1515 and encodes 504 amino acids.
AUGGGCUUUUUCGACCAUCUCCAAAAAGGAGCGGGGGGCUUUACCCUACAACCGCAGAAAACCCAAGUACGCAAAGUUGUUCAGACACGACCUGCCACGAAAGCGAAAUCUGCCACCCAAACUCCCGUCAACGGCUCACCUCGCUUCCCUUCUUCAUCGGAGCGGAGCCAUAAGGCGUCCGCGUUCAAAGCCCGGUCGGUCUCGAGUGACACAGACGCCCGCCCCUCUAAACGACUUAACACGCCUACUCGUGCUCGGAAACGACCGACUCCCGAGCAACGGCUUUCAAGUGACGACGAUGUCAGCGAUAGCGAUACCUCCUUCGAGGUGCGCAAGCGCGCGCGGACGAGCGCCAGUGCAGAGCCAGAUCCCGAGAGGAGGAUUCGCUCGGUGAAGGCAUUUUCAGAGGAAGGAGCGCGUCCGUUCAAGAUGUGUCAUGGAACUGAUAUAACCUCGGGCCAGAAGGCCGGGAAGUUCAAGCCGGCGUUUGGGGGCCAAGGCAAGCCUGCAGAGAUUCUCUUGCAAUACCCGAGUGCUUCGCAAAAAGAAAGAUUCGACUGCAUGGUACCACGCGAUAACGAUGAGUUCCGGCCGAUUGACGAUAUCAUUCAGGUAAUCGAGACGGUCUCCGAUAACUAUAUACCCGAAGAAGGAGCGGCAGAGUUCAACGAUGAAACCACUGGUAUCAGACGGCGGUUGCGCAGAGCUUUGGCUGUAUCAUCGGAAGCCCAAUUCCGCGAGGCCGUGGAUGACUACAACAAGGCAAUUGAACGAUUAAGAAUCAACGGCAGUAUCGCAAAGCACUUGAACGCAACCCAGCGCAUUGGUUUGCCCUGGGUAGAGCGGAUUCUCAACCAAACCUAUGCACGCACAGUGUCUCCUCGAGUCGAAUCUCUCAGACAAUAUGAGAAUGGCACUGAUAAUGUUUACGGCGAACUUCUCCCCCGCUUUAUCAGCAACAUUUUUAAAGAGACCAAGUUAAAGUCCGGCCAAGUAUUUGUUGACUUGGGAUCCGGCGUCGGUAACGUUGUUCUCCAAGCGGCGCUCGAGAUUGGUUGUGAGAGCUGGGGUUGCGAGAUGAUGAACAACGCCUGUGAUCUAGCAGAGUUGCAGCAGUCCGAGUUCAAGGCUCGCUGCCGGCUCUGGGGCAUUGCACCAGGCAAGACUCAUCUUGUUCGAGGUGACUUCUUGGAGCAGGAGAGUAUCAUCAACGUGCUCAAGCGCGCCGAUGUGAUUCUCAUCAACAACCAAGCCUUCACACCGCAACUCAACAAUGAGCUUAUCAAUCAUUUUCUUGAUAUGAAAGAAGGUUGCCAGAUUGUCUCGCUCAAAUCUUUUGUCCCUGCCGGCCACAAGAUCCAGUCUCGAAACCUCAACUCUCCAAUCAACCUUCUUAAAGUCCAGCAAAAGAACUACUGGUCCAACAGUGUAAGCUGGACCGAUGUCGGCGGUACAUACUUCAUUGCCACCAAAGACAGUUCUCGGCUCAAAGCUUUUGCGGACGGCACUUUAUGA